AGUCACACCUAGAGUUUAUGCGUGAUUUAACUAUGCAUUUUGACUGUUGGUGCUCAGCGGCCGGGGUUGACUCCUUUGAAAAACUCCGUGAGUUAGUUAUUUUGGAGCAGUUUAAAGACUCUGUGUCAGAGUGUAUCGCUACGUAUAUUAGUGAGCGUGGAGUUAAGUCGAUUGGUGAAGCUGCUGCUCUGGCUGACGAUUAUUUUUUGAUUCAUUCUUCAAGAGGUGGCGCUGGUCCUCAUGAAGCAAGGGCAAGUAGGCAGUUUGUGGAUAGGAGUGGUGUUUCAGGGGAUUCAGAAAAAAUCUGUAAUUACUGUCAUAAGCGAGGUCACUGGAAAAAUGAUUGUUAUGCUCUUAAAUCUCGUCCACAGCAAGCUUUUCCUAAAGCUAAUCCAGCUAUGUGUGCUGUGUCUGUUGCUGGCCAGGAGGUAGGUGGAGUCACUGAAGGCAAUCUGGAGUUGAAAUCUUAUUUGCCUUUUAUUACGGAAGGUUUUGUGUCUUUAAAGGGAAGUAAAGAGCAGGUGCGCAUAAAGAUUUUACGUGAUACUGGGGCGUUUGACUCAUUUAUUGUAGCUGCAACAUUGCCAUUUUCAAAUGACACCUUUGUGGGCUCAAGCAUUCCUGUUGUUGGAAUGGGGUUAAAUGUUUUGAAUGUACCACAACACAAAAUGAUGCUGCAUUGUAAUCUCUUCCAGGGCGAGGUGUCUGUUGGUGUGCGUCCAGCAUUACCUGUGGAUGGUGUCGCUAUGAUCCUGGGUAAUGACAUCGCCGGUGAUAAAGUAUGGGCUGACGUAUCUCCGCCUGCCAGGGUGACGGUGACUCCUCUGGAGUGCAGUAAGCCUGAUGAGAGUGAGCACUCUACAGACUCCUAACCAACGGCUGAUGCGCUGGGCUCUUCACCUCCAGUCCUACACUUUGGACAUUCGGCAUAUCAAGGGGCGGGACAAUGUGGUGGCAGACGCUUUGUCCCGGGCUCCAAGUGGUUAGGUAAGAUGUGCCUUCUUAAAAAAGGUUACAAACUUUCUGUUUUGGGAUACCUGCAGCUCAAGGGAAACCCUAGGGGUCCCUGUUUUGUUAGAGGGGGGUGUUACGGCCUUUGGCCUGUUUUUGGUCGUUCCCCUGCUCCUCCUCUCUUUCAGGCUUAAUUGCUAACACCUGGGAAGAUGGUGCUUUAAAUGGGAGCUUCUCCGCUGUAUGGCGGGCUUUUUCCUCAUCUGGUGGCUGAAGACUCCGACGCUGCUCGGCUAGCUGCUUCAGGCUUAGACCUCGCUCGAUACGCCAGGAUUUCACAGAGAUGCACCUUUAAGUUUAUCUGAGUUGAUGUCUUUUAUUUUUACAUCCAACAUCUGCACACAUACACACCUACAACACAUCCCAGCACUUACUUUACACUGC
Messenger RNA from Pimephales promelas (fathead minnow), 1395 nucleotides. RefSeq lists its product as uncharacterized. Gene Ontology annotation, molecular function: nucleic acid binding; zinc ion binding. The record is from RefSeq and is a predicted model, not a curated record. Lineage: Eukaryota; Metazoa; Chordata; Actinopteri; Cypriniformes; Leuciscidae.